AUGACCGCAUCAGACAACCUGCCAUGUGACCCACUGAAGGAGUCUGAGCUCUCCGUUCUCCGCAAGCAAUACGAGUCGGAGGGCAGCUUCGUGGGGGUGCAGACGAAAUUUAACUACGCGUGGGGGCUGAUCAAGUCGAACCGCCGGGAGGAGCAGCAGCUAGGUGUGCGGCUGCUGACCGAGAUAUUCCGCGAGCACGGCGAGCGCCGCCGCGAGUGUCUCUACUAUCUCGCACUCGGACAUUACCGCCUAGGCAACUAUGCGGAGGCUAGGAGGUAUAAUGAGGCCCUCCUGCUCAAUGAGCCGGGAAACAGUCAGGCCCUGAGUCUGCGCGGGCUGGUCGAUGAUAAGGUCGCUAGAGAGGGCCUGCUCGGUGUGGCAAUCGUUAGUGGCGUUGCCCUCGCCGCGGGAUUGGUCGGUAGUGCGCUCUGGAAGGGGCUAUCAAGGAAACGGUAG
Messenger RNA from Tricharina praecox, 456 nucleotides. RefSeq names its product putative mitochondrial fission protein Tbfis1p. The record is from RefSeq and is a predicted model, not a curated record. Gene Ontology annotation, molecular function: protein binding. The coding region runs from base 1 to 456 and encodes 151 amino acids. The transcript has 3 exons. NCBI's taxonomy places the organism in Eukaryota, Fungi, Ascomycota, Pezizomycetes, Pezizales, Pyronemataceae. Gene Ontology annotation, biological process: mitochondrial fission; autophagy of mitochondrion; peroxisome fission. Gene Ontology annotation, cellular component: mitochondrial outer membrane; peroxisomal membrane.